AUGCCUGGCCUACAACGUCGACUUCGAAGCCGGCACUUACAAAUGAUUGCAUCGGUUCGUGGCACCAUUGGCACUGGUCUCUUCAUUGGAAGUGGAUCAGAAAUAUCCUAUGGCGGUCCUGUCGGAGCCAUGCUCGCCUUUGUGUUUGUUGGCACGAUAUUCUCUUGGGUAACGACAUUUGCGCUAGAGUUAACAGCCACCGGCCUGAUCAUACAAUAUUGGGAGAACUCUAUCCCAAUCGCUAUUUUCAUUGCUGUUUUCUGGGUACUGAUAGUUGCACUUAACCUGCUCCGGGUUACCUUCUACGGUGAGAUCGAGUUUUGGCUAUCAAGCGUUAAGGUACUGACAAUCAUCGGCUUCAUGAUCUUUGCCAUUUGCAUUAAUGCUGGAGUUGGUGCUGAGGGAUACUUUGGUUUCCGCUACUGGGUGAAACCUGGGCCAUUUAAUGAAUACUUGAUCAAAGACAACCCUGCACUUGCCAGAUUCGUCGGGUUGUGGGCCGUCAUGAUCAAAGCUGGGUUCGCUUAUGGAGGAACGGAGCUUAUUGGUAUGGCCGUCGGUGAGGCAGAGAAUCCACGAAAAGCCAUCCCCUCUGCGAUCCGGAAAGUGUUUUAUCGCAUAGCAUUCUUCUUCGUCUUCACCGUAGUAUUUAUCGGUAUCAUUGUUCCUCCCAACGACCAUCGUCUCACUGCAAGCGCUGAGGGUGGUGCGAGCGGCACCAACGCCAACGCGUCACCUUUGGUCCUUGCAGCCAAGCGAGCUGGCGUCAAGGUCUUACCAUCACUCAUCAACUCGGUCUUCCUUACUGUGGUUCUCUCGGCUGCCAAUUCCAACGUUUACACUGCUAGCAGGACUUUGAUUGGCUAG
Messenger RNA from Fusarium redolens, 867 nucleotides. RefSeq names its product amino acid permease/ SLC12A domain-containing protein. Gene Ontology annotation, molecular function: amino acid transmembrane transporter activity. Lineage: Eukaryota; Fungi; Ascomycota; Sordariomycetes; Hypocreales; Nectriaceae. The coding region runs from base 1 to 867 and encodes 288 amino acids. Gene Ontology annotation, biological process: amino acid transmembrane transport. Gene Ontology annotation, cellular component: membrane. The transcript is spliced from 3 exons. The record is from RefSeq and is a predicted model, not a curated record.